Rhagoletis pomonella (apple maggot) is the source of this 6261-nucleotide messenger RNA. RefSeq names its product transcription factor Sp8-like. The coding region runs from base 1 to 1113 and encodes 370 amino acids. The record is from RefSeq and is a predicted model, not a curated record. Gene Ontology annotation, cellular component: nucleus. The transcript has 2 exons. NCBI's taxonomy places the organism in Eukaryota, Metazoa, Arthropoda, Insecta, Diptera, Tephritidae.
AUGUUGGAUUUUUGUUUGGUGUUGUUCCAGGAAACGUCCGAUUCGCCACACGUUGUCCCUGCCUGCGGCGGCGGCAGCGCUGGCGGCAUUGGCAGCGGCGGUGGUGGCGUUAGCGGUGGCACUGCCUCGUGUUCCACCUCUGCCGCCGCUGCGGCCGCAGCCAUUGCUGCCUCGGCGGCCUCCACCUCGUCCCACCAUCUCGACCAAUCGCAAACACCGCCACCCCUUUACCCCUGCAUGUACUGCGGUCACACAUUCCAGCACCAAAGCAAGCUAACGCGGCACAUACUCUCGCACUCGCUAAAAACGCUGGAGUAUCGCGAAACGGCACAGCACCCGCUCUUGCAUUCGCAUCUGUUGUCGCACGACCUCAAUAUGGCGCAGCUGCCACAAUUCACUUCGUACCAAAUGAAUGCCGCCGCAUUGGCGGCCAGCGGCGCGGAAACUCAGGAACAGGCGGCUGCGGCUGUCGUAGCUGCCGCCAUGGAACUGGACUUUGCCGCUGUUAUGGCGGCCACAUGCGGUAGUGUUGGCGCGCGUGGCGCACUUGAUCUCGACGGCAGCGGUGGUGGUGGUCGGAUGGGUCAUGGUGGCGCCGGUGGUGGCUGCUCGUCAUCGGGGAAUGGCGGCAUUGGUGGCUCACCAGCGGGUAGUGGCGGUGGCGGCUUGGUAUUGAGCGGCGCUGGUUCGUCGUCCUCUUCGACGUCUGCAGCGGCGGCCGCGGCGGCGGCGGCAGCAGCAGCUGCGGCCUCCACGUCGGGUUCGCUGCUCGGCCCAUCAGCGAGUGGUGCCGAUCCGAAUGGUGUUGUACUGUGCAAGUUCUGUGGCAAAAGUUUUCCCGAUGUGACAACGCUGAUUACGCAUCUGCCAGUGCAUACGGGUGAACGGCCAUUCAAGUGUGAAUUCUGUGGCAAGGCGUUCAAACUGCGUCAUCAUAUGAAAGAUCAUUGUCGCGUCCAUACGGGUGAACGACCUUUCCGAUGUCACAUGUGUGGGAAGACCUUCUCACGUUCGACCAUACUUAAGGCGCACGAGAAAACCCAUUUUCCCAAGUAUGUACGCAAAUUUCUUUCACCAAGCCCUGUCGACACAAAGGAUGAACUACCACAAUAGUGAAGCGACUUUAGUUUGCUUCUAAACUACUACUAUUAUUACUACUACUACAACUACAACAUACAGGAUAAUAAUAAUUAUAAUUAUUAUAACUGACGAUGAGCGAUCGUGAUCUGUAGUGGCUGAUACGCAACGACGUCACGUAAGAUCACGAUCAACGCACCAACACGAAACAGGUUGAACGCGAUGAUGAUGAUGAUGAUGAAGGAGACGAAGGCGCAAGUGAUAUUGAUUAUGAUGUUCUGAUACACAUACAUAUUUGUAUGUACAUAAAAGCAUCAUAGAUUUAGUGCUGUUAAACCACGACGACAAAGAAUUUGUGGUUGAACGCCCAUAAGGGAGUAAGAGGCGUGCCACUUAAUAAAUAAUUAUAUAAACAGAUAAACAAAAAACAUGAAAAAAGCCCCUAUAAGUCUGCCUGGACAUACAAACAGCAGCAAAUAUAUACUUAUCUUAUACAUAUAUAUUGCAUAUGUAGUAAAGUAUAUAAUUACAUAAAUAUGCUAUACAAAAUGGAAAGUGAAAAGGAAAACAUAUGUAUGUAUAUUAAAUAUAGUACAUUUGUAUAUGUAAAUAGGUGAAACUACAGCAUGCACAUACAUACAUACAAACAAAUAUACACAUACAUACAUAUAUGAUUAAGUAAGCGAAGUAAGAAAGUAAAUGAUGAAAGCUGAAGUAAAUACAUAAGAAAAAAGAAAUUGUCAUUAUAUACAUGCAUACAAGUAUAUACAUAAAUACAUAUAUAUACAAUACAUAUAUAUAUAUAUAUAUUUAAAUUAGUUGUAAGACAAAUAAUGAAUUCAAGUAGUAGGCUAAAGGCAAAAGCGAAUAGCGUAUGACGGAGAAGUAGAAGUGCUGAAGGAAGAAAAAGACGCUAAGCGUAAAUGCAAAAUUUUGAUUGCAUUUUUUUUUUACAAACAGGAAUUGUGUACAGGCUGGUUGAGAUAAAGCGGUCCGAGUAAAAAAACAAAACGGGACAGAAUAGGAUAGAAAGUAAUUGAGCAAGGCAGGUGUACAUAUAUAUCUCUUAAAGUCUCCAAAGCAUGCGAACGAGAGGGUUAAAGCCAUUAGAGAAGCAGAACCAUAUACUUACAUGCAUAUGUAGUAAGGCAAGUAGCGAGUCCUAAGUGCUGCAGAUAUAAGCGAGCAGCAAGCAAGAUUAGACCAGUUACUGAGAAGCUACGCGAAUAGCUGCUUAAAGCAGAACGCUAUUGUAUAAUGUCUUUUUUUGUGCACUCAUAUGUAUGAACAUGAACAAUUGUGAAGUUGUAAGAAUAAAAGCGAUUUUUUUUUAAAUGCAGGAUUAGGACUUUUGUUUUGUUUAUUAUAAUUGUAUUUUUCUGUAACUUCUAAGCGAUAUCUCAAGUCUUUUUAUUCAAAUAAGAAAGUCAGCGAGUGAUAGGGAACGUUGCUAGCAUUUGAGAAGAGAGGGAAAUAUCAAGAAAAAUGUGUUUAUGUUGAUGUGAGCACAAGGAGAGAGUAGCAGUCCUCAAGCAACAUGUUGCUAAACUUCCAACGCAACAUGCACACCAAUCUACAGCAGUGAUGCUCAGAGACAGGCUCUUACUCUGUGCGCGCCCUUAUAAAGUCUAUAGAAAGCUUUAAAGAUCAUCAUUGACAUACGCACAUAGAUAUGUGCAUACACACAUACAUACAUAUAUGGGCUAAACGCAGUUAGCGCAGCGAUUGGCACAGAAGUCUCUCAGUGUCAGGAUGCUUAAGUGUACGCAUUACGUUUUCUUUCCUUAUACAUUUAGUACAGUUAACGAAAAUAGGUAAUGUGCAUCGUAUGGUUUUUGUUACAAACCUACACAAAUGUUGUGUAUACAUACAUAUUUUUUUUAUAGGUAACCGGUUAGCUGCAGCGCUAUUGAUGGCGUUUGCAAGAUCUCAUGUGAUCCGUUUUUAUAUAAAAAAUAUACACAGACAUACAUACACACAUACUUACUAGUGAACUUUUAAGGAUAGUAAACCUGUAAAAAGACAUACGACAUGUCUAAGCACAGGUCACUUUUAAAUGCCCAUCUAGUUAUAGUAUGUGCACCUAUUUCAGAUAAAAGUUAUGAAAGCUAAAGCGCAUGCACAUAGUUUUAUAUUGUAUUUAUUAACUUUCAAAAAAAAUCACUUGAAGCUUUCCCAGCAGCAAAAUCGAUCAUUAGUAUUUGCAGUUAUGUAUUUUCUCCGAUUUGUUAACGAUUUCUGUUUAAUUUUUCUUUGUUGCAAAAACCCUUGUAAUACAAAUAUCAAAGUAAAAUGAUUAUUGAAAGUGUGUAUGUAUACUUUAAAUGAGCAAAAUAUUUUUUUUCAAUUCUAUUUUUAUUUUUUAUUUUUUGAAAGAACAUCAAUAACACAACAAACACAAUUACAAUAGAAUAACCAAUUGGUGCUAAUAAACUACAAACUUACAAACUAGAAAAAAGGAAAAUCAAUGCAAAUUUUACACAAAUCACAAACUCUCAAAUUAUCAACAAAAUAAUAGCACAUAUAAAUUUCAAUAGUAAAAGCUCAUAUUGGAAGAGCGUGCAUAAGGACGUGAACAUAACAAAACAGUUGACUUUUUAAUAGUUAGAUUUAUAUGCGAGUAUAUAGAAACUAAGCCAUAUUUGUAUUUGUGUUUAAAGCCUUAGUAACUCCUGUAAAUUAUUUGCCAAGUGUAGCUGAGUUGUAUGUAAAAGAGAUGCAGGUUUUACGCUUUUGCGACAGCUUUUUUCAGCUCUUUAAAUAAUGUUAUAGUUACACAAAUGCUUAAAGCUCUCUCUGCUCUUUACUUCAGUGUCCUUCAAAGCUAUUGUUGCGAGUCAGUUUACAAUAUCAGCGAGCGUUGUUUCCGCUAUAUCUCCGACGACCGGAGAAAAAGUUUUUGCCCAAAAUACGCUUAUAUCAAAUAUACAGAUAUCUUACAAAAAUUUUGCCCUCGUUCUAUGUAUGCAUAUGUCCGCAACGACCAGUCGGAGCUUUUACCCUGCGUUAACUUAUGUUGAACCUACAGAAAGCUUUAAAAAUGUUCCUUCACAUAUUAUGUUUUGGUCAUUACUGGCUCGUUGAUAUACACCGGUGACCAAAGAGAGCUAUUUCACUGUGUUCGGCUAUGCCAAAUCUGCAGAAAGAUUUACAAAGCGAACUUUUCAAAAGCUCAAAGUUUAAAUCAAAGCGCAAGAUAAAAGCUAUUGAAGUUCUGAAUAGAUCAAAAACCACAAAAACAUCUCUUACCUCAAACCCAUAGCUGUUUUGUGGUCAUCGUAAACUUUUCAGAUUUCCAUAAUCUUAAAUCUGAAUGUGCACAAGAUCACAAAAUGUUUCAAGAUUUAAGAACUUGUAUGGGCUUUUUAUGCAAGCUUUUCAAAGAGUUUAAACCCAAUUAUCCUCUUUAUCAGCGAUGGUCAAAGAGAGCUUUUACUCUGCACACGUGUACAGAAAGCUCAAAAAAGCUCUACCCACGGGCAAAACGAUGCCGGUUACUACUCUAAAUCGAACAACUUGUUUCCAAAAGAAAGCUUUUCCUAGUCGAAAUGUAUGGGAAGCUUAUAAAAGCUCUGCAUACGAGCAAGGUGCUUUAAAUAAUGGACAGAGAUUCCUUUACCUAUUUGCACGUCUAUAUAAAAUGUAUGGAAAGCACACAAAGCUUAAAUCUUAAAUUCUCAAAAAACAAAAAAUAUGCAUGGUGGCACACUUAACCGCCUUGAAGGUAUAAGAUUAGAGUUUAAAGUAUAUUUCUUUGCCACAGAUUUAACACCAUUUUAGAUCGAACUGGUAACAGCUUUUUAAUUUUUUUAUAAUUAAGGGUUAAGGCUUAACUUAGUGUAAAUUUGGCGAUCUCCCUUCAAACUUUCUAGUUACUUACAUAUACAUAUGAAUUUAGUUUUGAGUCGAGUUGAAAAACUUUGCUUGUUUUCAAAAGCUUUUAUUCUAGCUUUUAUUGGCUUUUUUGGUUUCAAAACUUUCAUCAAAUUGUAGUCGCUUUGCAAGCCUGCAUGUUUUUCUGUGCUUUUUCAAUUGACGCGUGCAGAGUAAAAGCUCUCCCUGGCCACCUCUUCUUAAAGACCUGACGCACACAAAACUUUUUUAAUGCUGUACUAGGCAAUCUUUCCGUAAUUUGUUCCCUUUUUUGGAAGCUUUUCGAGCGCCGUUAAACCGCUUGCAUAGCCAACUUUAAAAUUCAAGAGCUUUUACAAGCUUUUUAUUAAUUUUUUGCAAGGUUUCCUUCGCACACGCUUCUUUUACUUCACAUACUCUCGUCUGUCGCUUGGCAAUCGGGUAUUUAACAAUAAAAUCAAAAUAUUUUACAAUUACAACAAUCUUAAUAGUUAUCUCCAUAAGACCAUUAGUUAAAUAUACCAACAUAAAUGCAUAUAAUUAAUAUCAACCCAGAUAAUACCGCACCAAAUAGACCUGCGCCUAAACGCCUAUUUUUUUAUCAACAUUUUAAUGAACUAUCCAACAAACAAAAACUUUUCGUAGCAAGCUUUGCGGCUUUAGUUUAGACAAUACCCUUGAUCACAUCAUUUUCGAUAACAAUACUUCAAGUUUUCACCGACAUUUUUUGGUAGAAUUGUCUACUUUUGAGUUAAUUAAAUACGUAGAACCGUAGUUUGCGCCCAAAAGGUAAAAGCGAGUAAAAUUUUGAAGUAUAAUAUCCUUUUUAUCAUUUAAAAAAUAAGACACAAAAAUUAUAAUACUAAAAAUCUAUUAUUAUACUUCAUUAUGAAUAUGUAUGUAUAUGCAUAUAUACUUUAUACAUAUACAACCGAGAAAAAAUAGAUGCUUGGGCAUACCAACCUAAAUUACUACGACACGCUAAAGGACUCUAAGGAAUAAAAAAUAAUUAAAAGCAAAGUAAAUUCGAAUGCAUAUUGAAAUGAAUAGCUUGAUAAGGCGUGAGAUAAAACUGUAGAAAUUUAGAAGAGAACCCUGGAAAUUUUUGAGGGAAAAUAUGGCUAUAAAUCUCUUAAAAGCACACACAAAUUUGUUUAAGACUUACUUAAGUAACAGAGGCGACAGGAGUUGGCAGCGAAAAAGACACUGAGAAAUAUCGUAGUUGAAGGAAAAAGGGUUAGAGUAGAAGAGUUAGAGCGAAAAAGUUGAGUAUUUGGCGCUGAAAAGAGGUCUUUUGAGACUUUUGAGAAGAAAAUGGGUUACAAAUUAUUU